Molecule: messenger RNA, 2175 nt
Organism: Closterium sp. Naga37s-1
Lineage: Eukaryota; Viridiplantae; Streptophyta; Zygnematophyceae; Desmidiales; Closteriaceae
Source: the annotation of a GenBank genome assembly
AUGCUCGUAGGUUGUAGCUUGGGGCUAGACUACAGCUUCGGGCUGGCGGGUCACUUGGAGGCUCCGCGCACGAGUGACCCAGCUCCUCCUCUCUUCCCCUUCCUUCCCCUCCCCUCCUCCAAUUUUGUCUCCCUUUCCCUCCCUUCCCCUCCUUCCUCAUUUCCCCCUCCCCCCCUCCCCUCCUCCCCCCCUCUCCCUGUUCCCCGCAGAGCUGGGAUCAGCUGGGAUCAGGUGAUGCUGAUAUUCCUAGUCCAUAAAGACACUAUCUGCACACUAGCGGCGCACGAGUGUCUGGGCCGAUCCCAGGCGCGGUACCACCUGGAAAAUCUCCUUGAGGACUUCCGCGCGCACGAGCGCGGGGGGGUGCUCUCCUUCUCCGCGCACCAGCGCCUCGAGCGGAAGCUCCAGGCGGUAGUUUCCGCCAACAAGGGCGUCGUUCCGCCGCGCGUCGUAUUAUACCUGUACCCCGGCGCGCCUAAGAAGUUCUUAACUAAGGAGGAUCAAGAACCGGAGUAUAUUAAGCCGGAGGGGAAAACGCGGCUACAGAAGGCAUUAGAAGAAUUUGACGAAGAUGAUGACUUCGUGUUCUCGACCGAGCAUAAGGAAGCCAUGGCGGCCGCGGCAGCGGCGGCGGCGGGCGCGGGGAGAGAAGUGGGAGGCGCAGUGGGGAAGCGCGGAGGUCUGCCGCCGUUAGCAGGAAAGGGAAGGAAAGGGGGGGGAGCGGGAGCAGGUGGGGCAGGGGGAGGGAAAGCAGCGCCGCCAGUUUCAGUGUCGCAGCGGUUUUCGAGAGAGCUAUGGCGGUUAAAGAACCCUACAGACGCGUGGCAUGGCGCGUACCCGUACCUUAGUGAAGCCCUCACCCCGGCCGUGCCUGAUCCAAAGGCGUCGAAGCAGCAAAAAACGAAGCGUGGGGCGUCCGCGUUAGCAGUCGCCGCAGCGUCAGCAAAAGCCGCCAAGGGGCGGCGGCUUUCGUCGUCAUCCGACCCAGGCCUGAACGACCCGCCAAGCCCGAGGUUCGGGUGGGGCGGCGGGGGGAUUUCCGACGGAUCCCUAUGGCUCUCGGGCUUACAAGGCCGCAUGAGUCCGUCACUGUCCAUGGAUUUUUCCCAAAUGGGGGCGCCGGAGGGGCCAGGGAGUGUGCUACAAGCAGGGUUGAACCUCAUGUUCGAUGCGUCUAUAGGGAUAACGUCAGAGUAUGCGGCUAUGAGGAGCCGUAGCACGUGGUCUGUGCAGCUAACGAGGGUUUCCGCUGAGAGUAGUAACAACUGGGAGGUCGGGUUUGGGGAGCUGAAACGAUGCGCGGCCGCCGGGGGGGUUGUGGGGAUCGCGGUUGUGGGGAGUAAAGGGGAGGGGGGCAAGGGGGACGGGGGGAAGGGGGAGCGGGGGGAGCGGCCGGGGUCUCGAGGGGGGAAGGGUGAGGGGCGGAGUAGCAAGAGCAGCAGUGCGAAGGAGAGUGCGAGAGAUGGGAGCGCGAGAGAGAGUAGUACCACAAGCAGCAGCAGCACGAGAAAGUCUGGGGCGAUGACAGGGAUAGUAAGUCGGAAGAAGGACGGUACGCAUAGUGUGAUGAUCGCACGGGGCGGCAGCGGGUCAGCGGUAGACCUCAAGAGCCGGAAACACGACAUAGGAGGUGCAAAAGGGGGGGAAGGGCCGGAAGCAGGGUCACAAGAGGGUGCGGAGCCGCAAAAAGAAGGUGAAGCUGCGAAAGAAGGGGGCGAGAGGAAGGGGAGGGAGAAGAUCAAGGGGCAUAUUCAGGCCCGCGCGCCCUCGGGGUUAUCUUGGGAGGAUGAAAUCGCGUCCCAACUAGCUGCAGUGGGCGUUAGAGUAGCGCCCAGCAAGACUGGCGAAGAAAGCAGCAGCAGCGGCGACGACGACGACAAGAAGAGCAAGGACGGGCGGAAAUCUGGGAUCGACCAAUCGCCGCGCGCCGCGUCAGCGGUGUACGGGUCACAGGCGGGCAGCAUGGGGGCGAGGAAACCCAAGGGGCCGACGACCUCAGUGUUUGAGAAGAAACGGCCAGAGUAUACCCGGUCACCGUCCGACCUGCAUGGUGAUCAUGGGAGGGCGAGCAGCGGAGGGAGUGUGGGUCGGGCAUCGGGAUUGGCCGGGCUGGGGCGGCUUGCGAGGGGGCUAAAGAAGACGUUUAACAUUCAGGGCGAUCAGCAUGCGAGCUGA